AAUCCAGCCCCGAAUCCAGCCCCGGAGCCGCCCCGGCCGGGCGGGGCCUGAGCCCGGCGGUGCCGCCCCUGCAGCCGCGGCGCGGCCCGGCCCGGCCCGGCAUGAGGCUGAGCCGGGCGGCCGUGCUGGCACAGGCCAAGGCGGCCGCGCUCGACGGCGUCCGCCGCCUCAACUGCUGGGGCAGCCACCUGACGGAUAUAUCCAUAUGCCGGGAUUUGCCCAACAUCGAGGUGAUCACGUUCAGCGUGAACGGCAUCUCGGACCUCGAGCCGCUGCACCAGUGCCAGAACCUGAGCGAGCUCUACCUGAGGAGGAACAACAUCAGGAGCCUGGAUGAGCUGUUCUACCUGAAGACGCUGCCGCGGCUGCGGGUGCUGUGGCUGGCGGAGAACCCCUGCUGCGGGCCCGACCCGCACCGCUACCGCAUGACCGUGCUGCGCAACCUGCCCAGCCUGCAGAAGCUCGACAACCAGGCUGUGACAGAGGAAGAGCUGUCGCAGGCGCUGGUGGAUGGCGUGGAGAUCACGGCCCCGCCGGCCCGCAGCAGCGUGGAGAACGGCUGGUCCGAGUCCACCGCAUCCAGCGCCGCCGGAUCCAGCACGGAGCCCGAGAGCGAGCUGCUCAGCUGCAGCCUGGAGACCAACAAAACUCAGGAGGAGCUUGAUAUGAAGCCUGUUCCCAGGGAUAAAUACUCCUCCUUUUCCUGUCAAGAGACAGACUGCAGCUGCAAGAAGAGAAACAACGUCCUGAAUGCCAUCCUGCUUCUCAUGAAGGAACUGGACACAGAGGGGCUGGAGAUCAUCCAGCAGACGGUGGCGAGGAGGCUCCAGGCCUUCCAGAAGAAGGAGCUGCAGGAGGAGUGACAACGCCCAUCCCCCUUCCACCCUCCCUGGAGCCCCAGCCCCGCGGUGCUGUCCUGCCCACAUCCCUGGCUGCAGCCAAAGCCUCGGGCAUGGGAUGGGAUGCUUCUUCUCUGGAGAUUUCCUGCUCGUGCAGCAGGCUCUGACGCUGUACCCUGUGUGCCUGGGGCUCUUGGAUGGGAGCUGCAGGCAAAUCAGCAAGGCAGAAGGGAACAGGGCUGCAGCCAGAGGUGCUGUGUGAUCCGAGGGGCAGCAGAGCCUGCUGCUGGCUGGGAGGGUCUCCACCCCUCAGCCAGCCUGGGGGCGCACAGCACUUCUGAGGACAGUUUGUACCUCAGAGAUCUGUUUUGGUGGAGUCUGACAGGGAGACAUUGCCUGAGAUGGUCACCAAGACCUGUCUGGUGCAGGUGGUGAAGGUCAAUGUCCAGUUAUUAAUUUAUUUUCCUGCUCCUGGCUGACUUUCUCAGGUCCUCCCUGGUGCACGCAGUGCCUGCCGGUCAGGCAGCCCAAAGGGAAGCUCAGAGCAGCCUAGGUGAACCAGGAAUGAAUCCCACAUCCUGAAUGCUCAGCUGUACUCUCACCCCAGCAUUCCCUGCAGGCAUUAGAGCAGUUUAAAGAAACAUCCCAGUUAAAAAGCCCUGAGCAUUCUGCCUGCUUUGCACAGGCAUCAGGGGUAGGUGUUGCUCUUUAACUGAUAAAACUGCAUUUACCAAGUUUUGUAGAGCUGUUAAGAACAAACUAAACUGUUGUGACAUACCAAAUAAACCAAAUUAUCUCUCAA
Motacilla alba alba is the source of this 1641-nucleotide messenger RNA. It is a transcript of the gene CFAP410, whose product is annotated as cilia and flagella associated protein 410. The record is from RefSeq and is a predicted model, not a curated record. Gene Ontology annotation, molecular function: protein binding. The transcript has 7 exons. Gene Ontology annotation, biological process: cytoskeleton organization. NCBI's taxonomy places the organism in Eukaryota, Metazoa, Chordata, Aves, Passeriformes, Motacillidae. The coding region runs from base 102 to 863 and encodes 253 amino acids.